Sinocyclocheilus grahami is the source of this 5186-nucleotide messenger RNA. Its product is annotated as exportin-1-like. Gene Ontology annotation, biological process: ribosomal large subunit export from nucleus; protein export from nucleus; ribosomal small subunit export from nucleus. Gene Ontology annotation, cellular component: cytoplasm; nucleus. Gene Ontology annotation, molecular function: small GTPase binding; nuclear export signal receptor activity. The record is from RefSeq and is a predicted model, not a curated record. Bases 2163 to 5120 code for a protein of 985 amino acids. The transcript is spliced from 23 exons. Lineage: Eukaryota; Metazoa; Chordata; Actinopteri; Cypriniformes; Cyprinidae.
UUUUCUGUUACACAAAGUGAAGUCAUAGCCUAAAAUAAGAGCACAUUUCUGAUUGCCGUUUUAAAGCAGUUCCAAUGUUUAAUAUGGGGGUUUCAACUCUCACAAACAUGUCUCUCAAAUUAUGACCUGUGCAAAAACAUUUUAACAAAACAAAAACACAUUAUUCAGCUCAUACUGGUCAGGAAACAAUUUGUGAAGUAUUAUCUAAAAGAUAUGAAGACGCACCCACUCUCUGUUCAUUAAAUACUAAUUAUUUUAUCAUAAAACCUGCAGUACAGUAUUCAACAUUGAUCUUGUUUUUCGGAAAAAAAAUUUGGGCAUUCAGAGAAUUUUGCCUGUGAUUCCUGGAAAGCAGGUUGAACUGUAUUCUAGAAACUUCAGUUGUGGCACUGACUUUACUCGCAGUCAGGUAAACAUGAACACCUACAAUUUAUUUACUCCUCAUCUCACUUAUCUCAGCUUCCAAAGUUUACAGUGGCGUGGGACCUACAUGUAAUAAAAGAUUAAAAAAGGAGUAAAUAUGGAUCUGAUUCACACAACAACAGCUGAUUAUCAAAUUAUGUCUGGACCCAUUAAAAUCACAAAAUGCAAUGGUAGUGUCUGUUCGAGAAUAAACCUCAAGACCGGCGUUUGGAUUAAAGGAUCACCUUCACUGGAAGUGAGAUCAGUUUGUUGGUUAAGGCUGAGCAUAUAAUUUAUUUAAAUUACUGGUCUAAACUGCUGUAACACUGCUUAUUUUGUUAACCAUUUUAAAAGGUGUGUAGAAUGAGCCACAUGCUGACUAUAGGGAAAUACUGUGUCAGAUAUUCAACAUGUAGUGCACACCAUGACCUUAUGAAAUGUAAGUUUUAUGAAAAAUGCAUAAGCAUAAAUGACUCCUUGAUUUCAGGGCAAUGUAUUCUUUUUCCUCAUUCUUUGUUCAGUACAGACACUACACAAAAUCCAGUAUUUUUCCAUCAACUGACGUUUAAGUUGCGUUGCGUCACGUGACUUGCAAAUGGAGAGGAGACAGGGAACAUGGGAGCGUUUGAUGUCCCUGAGAAGUGCCACACUGCCGGUUUAUUAUGUUUAUUGAGUGAUUCGAUGUGUUUAUCAUAUAUCACUGCCAUAUUGGAGUUAGCUUCGCGAUAGUUAAGUUUACGGAGACCAUCACAAGCCAAUUGUAUCAGGCUCUGAUCCAUGCCAUGCGUAUCAUACCCUGACUCUGAACAACCACUCCCCUUCGUGGCUCGUGGAAAAUUACCAGCUUACAAUCAGCACAAGUACAGGCUCCAACAUCCGCCUCACGGACUCGAUGCCCUCAAUCGCCUUCAGUCCACCGUGAAAUUAAUUUUCCGAACAUGUACACAAUUACCAAGCGAUCGCUGUUGUUGGAUAUCAAAAAACUGUAUAUUUAAAGCACACGGAAUUUUUAAAAAGUGGGCGUUUUUCGGAAGAGUCGCGCAAAAUACAUAAUUCGAAACUUGCAUUUCCCUAAAAAAGCAACAAACAAAUAAUACGCGAUCAUAAUAUUAUCUCAAAUUACAAGUCCGUUCUGCACGCAGUUUGCCUUCUUUUUCUCUAAACGGGCGGAGCAGUCGCGUGGGCACUCGAAAGGGUUGAGAUUGAUUGACGUGCGCGCCAUCCAAUGGAUCGCGAGCAAGGACGCGCUUAGCAACGCUGCGGCCAAUGGCACACCUCCAUGGGCGUGACGUUAAUCCAAACUUUUCGCGGCGCCACCGGCUGAAAACUAAACCGAGAUGGAAUCUCCCAGUCUGAACCGGUUUCAACCGGUUACGAGUUUGUUGCUUGUGAGAAGAAGAGACACAGGCUCAGUCUCUAAUACCGCCCUGGUGCAAAAUAUACUUCAGUACAGAGCACACUUCUUAAUUAAGGUUAACUUUGUUUCGCAACAUGAACCGGACUGAGAAAAUACUGAACUCGCCGUGAUUGUUGGUGCGGAAUUCACAUCCUAGUGGUCCUUAAAUCAAGCUACUAGCUUGUGUAGUCUUCACAGAGGAAUAGUGUGGCUGGCCAGUCAACGGCUCAUUCUAAAGCUCUUUUGCCAGAAAGCGUGUUAAAAAACCAGGCACCAACGAUACUGGAUCAAAUAAACAUAAUUUUAGCAACUCUGGCAGACAAGCCCACCUUCUUUCUCUCAAAGGCUUGGACUUUAGAGCUCUAUGCCAGCAAUUAUGACAAUGUUAGCCGACCAUGCAGCCAGACAGCUGCUGGACUUUAACCAGAAACUGGAUAUCAACCUGCUGGAUAAUGUGGUCAACUGUCUGUACCAUGGGGUUGGGCCACAGCAAAGAAUGGCCCAGGAGGUGCUGACUCAUUUGAAGGAGCACCCAGAUGCGUGGACACGUGUUGACACUAUUCUGGAGUUCUCUCAGAAUAUGAACACCAAAUACUAUGCUCUGCAGAUUCUGGAAACAGUUAUUAAAACAAGAUGGAAGAUUCUUCCCAGAAACCAGUGUGAAGGCAUUAAAAAGUAUGUCGUGGGCCUCAUUAUCAAGACAUCAUCAGAUGCAGCCAAUGUUGAGAAAGAGAAAGUGUACAUUGAAAAUUCCCAGAAUGCCCCACUCGUGCAUGCUACAUUAGAGACUCUGCUGAGGUUUCUCAACUGGAUUCCCUUGGGCUAUAUCUUUGAAACUAAACUCAUCAGUACUCUAGUGUACAAGUUUUUGAAUGUGCCGAUGUUUCGCAACGUGACUCUGAAGUGCUUGACUGAGAUAGCAGGAGUCAGUGUCAGCCAGUACGAGGAGCAGUUCGUCAGUCUCUUCACUCUGACCAUGAUGCAGCUCAAACAGAUGCUUCCUUUGAACACCAACAUUCGAUUGGCGUAUGCAAAUGGUAAAGAUGAUGAGCAAAACUUCAUUCAGAACCUCAGCCUGUUCCUCUGCACCUUCCUCAAAGAGCACGGACAGCUGAUAGAAAAGAGACUGAACCUCAGAGAGACGCUUAUGGAGGCUCUACAUUACAUGUUGCUAGUGUCAGAGGUGGAGGAGACAGAGAUCUUUAAGAUCUGUUUGGAGUACUGGAACCACCUAGCAGCUGAGCUUUACAGAGAGAGUCCUUUCUCAACAUCCACUUCUCCUCUCCUCUCAGGGAGCCAACACUUCGAUGUACCUCCCCGCAGACAACUCUACCUGCCUGUGCUGUCUAAGGUGCGUUUGUUGAUGGUGAGCCGCAUGGCCAAGCCAGAGGAAGUGCUGGUGGUGGAGAAUGAUCAGGGCGAGGUGGUUCGAGAGUUCAUGAAGGAUACAGACUCCAUUAACCUCUACAAGAACAUGAGGGAGACUCUUGUCUAUCUUACCCAUCUGGACUAUGCCGAUACCGAGCGUAUUAUGACAGAAAAGCUUCAUAAUCAGGUGAACGGUACUGAGUGGUCCUGGAAGAACCUGAACACAUUGUGCUGGGCCAUUGGUUCCAUCAGUGGAGCCAUGCAUGAAGAGGAUGAAAAGCGGUUCCUUGUCACUGUCAUUAAGGACCUGCUGGGUCUAUGUGAGCAGAAGAGAGGCAAGGAUAACAAGGCCAUCAUUGCCUCCAACAUCAUGUACAUAGUUGGCCAGUAUCCACGAUUCCUACGUGCACACUGGAAAUUCCUGAAGACUGUUGUCAACAAAUUGUUUGAGUUCAUGCAUGAAACCCAUGAUGGAGUGCAAGACAUGGCGUGUGACACCUUCAUUAAGAUUGCUCAGAAGUGCAGGAGGCAUUUUGUGCAGGUGCAGGUGGGAGAGGUGAUGCCCUUCAUUGAUGAGAUCCUCAACAACAUCAACACCAUCAUCUGUGACCUCCAGCCCCAGCAGGUGCAUACAUUUUACGAAGCUGUCGGCUAUAUGAUUGGAGCGCAGACCGACCAGGCUGUACAGGAACACCUGAUAGAGAAGUACAUGUUGUUGCCUAACCAGGUGUGGGACAGCAUCAUUCAGCAGGCCACCAAGAAUGUGGACAUCCUGAAGGACCCGGAGACAGUGAAGCAGUUGGGCAGCAUCCUGAAGACCAACGUCAGAGCAUGUAAAGCCGUGGGACACCCUUUUGUUAUUCAGCUGGGCCGGAUCUACCUGGACAUGCUAAAUGUAUACAAGUGCCUCAGUGAGAACAUCUCUGCUGCCAUCCAAACUAAUGGUGAGAUGGUGACAAAGCAGCCUCUCAUCAGGAGCAUGCGCACAGUAAAGAGAGAGACUCUAAAGCUGAUCUCAGGCUGGGUCAGCCGCUCCAAUGACCCACAGAUGGUGGGGGAGAACUUUGUUCCUCCGCUGUUGGAUGCUGUGCUCAUUGAUUACCAGCGCAAUGUCCCAGCAGCAAGAGAACCCGAAGUGCUUAGUACCAUGGCAACAAUCGUAAACAAACUGGGUGGACACAUUACUGGAGAGAUCCCACAGAUAUUUGAUGCAGUGUUUGAGUGCACAUUAAAUAUGAUCAACAAAGAUUUUGAAGAGUACCCAGAACACCGGACACAUUUCUUCUACCUGCUGCAGGUGGUGAACUCUCACUGUUUCCCAGCAUUCUUGGCAAUCCCACCAGCCCAGUUUAAGCUUGUGCUUGACUCUAUUAUAUGGGCUUUUAAACACACUAUGAGAAAUGUGGCAGACACCGGCCUUCAGAUUCUCUACACGCUGCUGCAGAACGUGGCUCAGGAAGAAGCGGCAGCGCAGAGCUUCUAUCAGACAUACUUCUGUGACAUCCUACAACACAUCUUUUCUGUCGUCACGGAUACAUCACAUACUGCUGGUUUGACUAUGCAUGCUUCUAUUCUGGCGUACAUGUUUAACCUUGUUGAGGAAGGGAAAAUCAGUGCAGCUCUAAACCCCUCAAGCCCAGUCAACAACCAAGUGUUUAUUCAGGAGUAUGUGGCCAACUUGCUCAAAUCAGCUUUUCCACACUUACAAGAUGCCCAGGUCAAAGUAUUUGUGACUGGCCUGUUCAGUUUAAACCAAGACAUCCCAGCAUUCAAAGAACACUUGAGGGAUUUUCUUGUACAGAUCAAGGAAUUUGCGGGUGAGGACACCUCUGAUCUAUUCCUGGAGGAGAGGGAGGCGUCGCUGCGUCAGGCCCAGGAAGAGAAACACAAGCUGCAGAUGUCCGUGCCUGGCAUCCUCAACCCUCACGAAAUACCAGAGGAGAUGUGCGACUGAGUUGGCACGCAAAUGCACAGCACACACACUGCGCUGACUCCUAAACAAACUAAACACGACUAAAGC